AUGGGCGCUGUCGGGUUGCGCACGCUGCAGCUGCUGCUCCUGCUGGGCGCUUGGCGGGCACGUGGAGGUGCCGCGCGAUGCCGCGUCACGCUGGUACUGUCCCCGCAGAAGGCGACGGGCGCGGUCUGCGGGACCUCGGACGCCUUCCACGACGGCGAGCUGGCCGCGCUGCGCUUGCGCGUAGGCCGCCACGAGGAGCUGCUGCGCGGGCUACAAAGGCGCGCGGCCGAGGGGGGCGCGCUCGAGAGCGAGGUGCGCGCGCUGCGAGAGCACAGCCGCGGCCUGAGCAAGCGCCUGGGUCAGCUGCGCACGCAACUGCAGCCGGAGCCGGGGGCGGAGCCUGACCCGGGGGCGGAGCCUGCUGCAGCGCUCAGUCUGCUCGCGGAGCGCGCGCUCUACGCCGAGGCAGAGGCGCGCCGGACGGCGGCGCGCCUGCAGCAGCUGGACGCACAGCUCCGCGAGCAUGCGCAGCUUCUGAGCCAGCAUACCCACCUCCUGGGUCGCCUGCAGCGCGCGUGCGCGAGCCCGGACCCGGUCCCGCAGCAGGUCCUGCCACUGCCUCUGGUUCCUCUAAGUCUAGUGGGCAGUGCCGGCAACACCAGCAGGAGUCCGGACCAAACUCCAGAGCACCAGAGAGACCAGAGCUUGAGGCAGCAGGAGCCCCCAUCUCCUCCCCUGCCUACUGGGCACCUUGCUGUUCCCACCAGACCAGUGGGCCCGUGGAGGGACUGUGCAGAGGCUCACGGGGCAGGCCACAGGCAGAGUGGAGUGUAUGAGCUGCGGCUGGGCCGGCGCGUGGUACCCGUGUGGUGUGAACAGCAGCAGGAGGGGGGCGGCUGGACCGUCAUCCAGAGGCGGCAAGAUGGUUCCGUCAAUUUCUUCACUAACUGGCAGCACUACAAGGCAGGCUUCGGGCGGCCCGACGGGGAAUACUGGCUUGGCCUGGAACCGGUGCAUCAGGUGACCAGCCGUGGGGACCACGAGCUGCUCAUACUUCUAGAGGACUGGGGAGGUCGUGGGGCACGAGCACACUAUGACAGCUUCUCCUUGGAGCCCGAGAGCGACCACUACCGCCUGCGACUGGGCCAGUACCACGGUGAUGCUGGAGACUCCCUCUCCUGGCACAGCGACAAACCGUUCAGCACUGUGGACAGGGACCGAGACUCCUAUUCUGGUAACUGUGCCCUGUACCAUCGUGGGGGCUGGUGGUACCAUGCCUGCGCCCACUCCAACCUCAAUGGUGUGUGGUAUCAUGGAGGUCACUACCGGAGCCGCUACCAGGACGGGGUCUACUGGGCCGAGUUCCGCGGCGGGGCAUACUCUCUCAAGAAGGCUGUGAUGCUAACCCGGCUUGUGCGGUGGUGACUGUCCCACGAGCACUCCCAAGGGUAUUUCUGUCUCCUUGAGCUGGCAUCUUAUAGAGCAACGCAAAGUGUC
Mesocricetus auratus (golden hamster) is the source of this 1437-nucleotide messenger RNA. RefSeq names its product angiopoietin like 6 (gene Angptl6). Bases 1 to 1365 code for a protein of 454 amino acids. The record is from RefSeq and is a predicted model, not a curated record. NCBI's taxonomy places the organism in Eukaryota, Metazoa, Chordata, Mammalia, Rodentia, Cricetidae. The transcript is spliced from 5 exons.